AGGGGAUUGGCGGAGAGCGCGAGGGAGAGAAUGUGACAAGUGCCGGCUCGGCGGCCGCCGGGGGAGGCCGCGCGCACCUGUCCCUGCCCGUCUCGCGCCGCCCGCGGCCGCUCGGACGCGCGCAGAGCCGCCCCCCGCCCGAGCGCCGCCGCCGCCGCGUGCGCCCGAGAACAUGACUUCUGCCUUCAAGCUGGAUUUCCUCCCGGACAUGAUGGUCGAGGGCCGCCUGCUCGUCCCUGACAGAAUUAACGGCACAGCCAGCAAGAUGAACGGGGCUUUGGAUCACUCGGACCAACCAGACCCAGAUGCCAUUAAGAUGUUCGUCGGGCAGAUCCCCCGGUCCUGGUCGGAAAAGGAGCUGAAAGAACUUUUUGAGCCUUACGGAGCCGUCUACCAGAUCAACGUCCUCCGGGACCGGAGUCAGAACCCUCCCCAGAGUAAAGGUUGUUGUUUCGUAACAUUUUAUACAAGAAAAGCUGCACUUGAGGCCCAGAAUGCACUGCACAAUAUUAAAACUUUACCUGGGAUGCAUCAUCCCAUUCAGAUGAAACCUGCAGAUAGUGAAAAGUCAAACGCUGUGGAAGACAGGAAAUUGUUCAUAGGAAUGGUUUCGAAGAAGUGUAACGAGAAUGACAUCAGGGUGAUGUUCUCUGCGUUCGGCCAGAUAGAAGAAUGCAGGAUCCUCCGUGGACCCGACGGGCUGAGUCGAGGCUGUGCGUUUGUCACAUUUUCUACAAGGGCAAUGGCACAGAAUGCAAUCAAAGCCAUGCAUCAGUCUCAGACCAUGGAGGGCUGCUCUUCACCUAUCGUGGUGAAGUUUGCGGACACUCAGAAGGACAAGGAGCAAAGGCGCCUCCAGCAGCAGCUGGCACAGCAGAUGCAGCAGCUCAACACUGCCACCUGGGGGAACCUGACGGGUCUGGGCGGACUGACCCCGCAGUACCUGGCGCUUCUGCAGCAGGCCACCUCCUCCAGCAACCUGGGUGCGUUCAGUGGCAUUCAGCAAAUGGCUGGCAUGAAUGCUUUACAGCUGCAGAACCUGGCGACCCUCGCUGCUGCUGCAGCCGCAGCCCAGACCUCAGCCACCAGCACCAAUGCAAACCCCCUCUCUACCACGAGCAGCGCCCUGGGAGCCCUCACGAGUCCCGUGGCUGCCUCAACCCCUAAUUCCACUGCUGGUGCAGCCAUGAAUUCCUUGACCUCUCUUGGGACUCUGCAAGGACUGGCUGGAGCCACUGUCGGACUGAAUAAUAUUAAUGCACUAGCAGUUGCUCAAAUGCUCUCAGGUAUGGCGGCUCUGAAUGGAGGACUUGGCGCCACAGGCUUGACGAAUGGCACGGCUGGCACCAUGGACGCCCUCACCCAGGCCUACUCAGGAAUUCAGCAGUACGCGGCUGCCGCGCUGCCCACUCUGUACAGCCAGAGCCUGCUGCAGCAGCAGAGCGCUGCGGGCAGCCAGAAGGAAGGUCCAGAGGGGGCAAACCUCUUUAUUUACCACCUUCCACAGGAGUUUGGAGACCAGGACAUUCUGCAGAUGUUCAUGCCUUUUGGGAACGUCAUCUCUGCUAAAGUCUUCAUUGACAAACAGACCAAUCUGAGCAAGUGCUUUGGCUUUGUGAGCUACGACAAUCCAGUAUCAGCACAGGCUGCCAUCCAGGCUAUGAACGGCUUUCAGAUCGGCAUGAAACGCUUGAAGGUGCAGCUGAAGCGCUCCAAAAACGACAGCAAACCUUACUGAUCCUCCCCGAGGCUCCGCUCUCAUGUUAGCUUUCUUAGGGUAAGUCCCACGAGCCAGCCUGCUCUCAACAGGGGAGGCAGAGGAGGACCACAUGGCCAGCUUUGACCAAGAGAGACGGUUAUUUUUACAAUAAGGCCUCCAUUUCCCCCACCCAUCCCCCCACCCAGUUUGCCAUAAUUAAAACCUGGGCUACCUUGUUUCUAUUGAGUGAAUUCCUCCUCCAGUUGUGCCACUGUAUUUGUUUUGCAAUUUGAAUCUCUUUUUUUUUUUUUAAUUUUUUUUGAUGUUUUUGCUUUUUUAAAGAAAAACAUAACACACAAAUGACAUCUCGCAAGAAUUUGAAAGGCAAACAGACGCUAAUGUGCAAUUCUAACUCUGAAACCACGAGUGCCCCAGAGCACUGCCUGGAGAAUCCCCUCCUUGUCUGGCGCCCACCGUGCCCCAGGGCCCUGGCCUCAGAGGGGACUGUGGUGGCCCAGAGAGGGAGGAGCCAGGAGAAGCACUUAACGCAAAACAACACAGGUCUUUCCACUACACGGUUUGUUUUAAGAAGUAGGAUUUUAUUUUAGGGUUCCAAGAAACAUGACAUUAUUCGUCAGAUGAUUACACUGGUGGUCUAUUUUGUUAUCGUUUUAUUUUUAGUUUUUAGAAAGGAUUAAUGUAAAAAAAAAAGAUUUAGAGAUCUGUUUCUUAAAGCUACAGGGUUUAAACAUAAAAUAAAAAUGAGUGAAAAUACUUGAUGUUUCUUGAAAGAUAAAUUUAAUAAUAAAUACAUAAAUAAAAAGAAAGCCACAGGCCUGUAAAUUUUAUUUGUAAAAAAAGCAUUUCUAUUUUUAUACAAAAUUUUUACUGCCUCAGAAAUAAUGGAAGUUAUUUAUUGCCUAUUGUUAACUUAUUGGGUACCUAAAGCGCAGUUCUGUCUAGCUAGAACCUUCUGAAGUAGUCUCUAGUGGAAUUGUUCUAGGAAUGGGCUUUUUUUCACCGUUGAACCCUAGACCUAAAAGUUCAUGCUUAUCCUCUCGUUGUUUGUAUCUGUCUAAUUAUUUUGUUCGUAACUUCCAUUAUCUAGUUUACGGUUCAGUCGUCCGACUCUCCCCGUAUGUCACAUUUGUUGAAACUGGACCCUCUCCCCUGUCCCUUGCCAGCCUCUCACCCCAAAACACCCGGAAUCCAUCCCCUCGGGCUCUCUCCAGAUGGAUUCUCUUGGGGUUUCAUUGUGCUGUGGAUUAAGAGUGUAAGAAAUGCAAAUUAUGUGAAUGGCUGGUAGACUCCCUAAUGACCUGAGAUUUGCAUUAGUUUCUCUCCUGCACCCCUAAAAGUGAUCGUGUUGCUGCUGCCUAGAUUCUGUGUAACUUUUUACUCUCCCUGUUUUUUCCCUAGACAUCUUCAUGCCCGUUAGUUCAUCGUUUGCCUAGCAUGUCCCUGUGGCGUCUCAAACAAAGUUUCAUCGUCCCGUCAUUGUUUCUGAUGUCUUUCUGACCUCACAUCACAUUUGGUUCUCCUACUGACUUUUGACCUAGUUUGACCUUUGAAAUUUGCAUGUGACCUCAUCUAGCUAUGAAUUCUGGGAAGUCAAUGUGAAAAACAUUGCUGCAUUCAUGCAAGACUGAAAUUUAUUAUUAGACAAGUUAACUAUAGAAAAAACAACCUGUGGCAAAAACGUUUCUUUCUUCUUCUUCUUUUUUUUUUUUUUUUCUUUUCAUAAAACAGACUUGAAAGUAUUAUACAGGGAUUGGCAUUCUUCCCGGUCACUGGUAACAAUAGCAAUAUGUGUCCAGAGACACAGAAUGUUGGUUUCUAACAGACUACUUCCAAAAACAGUUUGAGAAAAAAAAAAAAAAAACUGUCUGAUUUUAAGUCUCUAGAGGUCUGUAAUAGUUUUUACAUUUUUCAGGCAGUGUAAAGUUUUUUGAUAAGGCCAUUUUAGGUGGCUCACUUUCUCAUUAAGAUAUAUAUAUAGAACCACUUUUUUGUAGAUUAGUAUAAGAAAAAUAUUUACCCUGUUUUGGGGCAAAUGCUACCUAUUUGUGUCACCUUUUGCUGAACUGACUCACAGUUAGACAAUCCAUGGUUUAAUGCACAUGAAAUUACCUAUAUUUUAUACUGUUUCAAUGUACAGGAGAAAGGUUGCUGUAAGCAGUGUUACGUUGGUGCUUCUGUGAAUUAAGUUGUGGUUUCAUCAUGAGUCUUACGGUCUCAAUGUUAUUUGUUGAUAAGACAAGUUUAGAAUUGGUUUACUUAAAACAAAAAAGAAUUUCAAAAAAAAAAAAAAAGGUGUUUGCUUAAAAAAAAAAUUUCAUGUGAGGGGAAAAAAAACAAAAAAAAAAACCUAUUCCAGAAUAAGUUUUUUGUGUUGGCUUGUGAAGCACUGAUGUCAUUUUUUUUUUAAUUAUUGUGGACUAUUUAGAUGUGUUUGUGUUCAGCAAAAUGUGAUGGUUUUUUUUUUCUUUUAAAGAAAAAAAAGUGAAAAUAUAUAGUGCCAAAUUCCAAAGGUACUUCCUUCCUAGAGCUUCAAGUGUGUUUCUUGUGAGAAGUAAUUUGAUAACAUGGGUAUUUUAUUAUGUGUUUUGUAUAAAUCCCUAAUAUUUAAAAAACAAAAAAACAACAAAAAAAAAAGGUUUCAAAGUUUGUUAACUUGCUAUCCUGUGGUCUUGUUGCCUGGAAUUGUUAUUGUUUGUUAUUUCUCUAUGAUGUUUUUUGUAAGGCGUUAUAUCACUGCCCGCCUCUCACUUUUCUAACCACUCUGCACACCCACGCUGUGAAGGCAGCCUGACCAUGUACUUUUCUUCAUAAUAUAUGGAAACCUCUAAGGUGAGAAAGUUUUGAACUUUUAACCCUUUCUACCCAGAGCUAUCUGGAAGUUGGUAACCUUUGAUACUUUGUUUGGGGAGGGGGGGUUGUCUUCUUCUAAUUGGAUUCCCCACCACCACCACUGCAUAGAUCUAGUAGGUUCCCCCCCCCCCACAGGUAGAAAAACACCUCCCCCAAGGUAAAAAGAUCAUCUAUUUUUUCCUAUACCUUUCCUUAUUUCUGGUCUUUUUUUGGAAAAGAAAUCUUAAUAUGCUAGUGGACUUUCAUUUUAAUGAAAAGUGGAUAAACCCUCUAAAGGACGCUUCUGAGAUCAAGUCCAGGGGUCUGUUCUAGUCUAGAAUAUUCUCACACCUUGCAGUGAAGCAACUUUGUGGUGGGCUGGUCCUUAAGGGGUUUGGCUUCUGUUUUCUCCAUACCGCCCAGCAAUGCUCCUAAGCAGCCACAGUGCUGGGGUGUCUCUGACCCUAACGGGCCAGGGGUCUGGAGUUAGAAGCCUACAGUCCUUGCCCUUUUCUUGGUUCAGUGAACACAUUUAAAGGGGACUGACCCUGUAAGUAAAGCUCAGUUCUUUAUCACACUUAACUGACCAAAUACUUAGCACCAGUUCCCGCUGCCACCUUUUAAAGUGCCAUGUAACUUUGACUUUCUGUGGCUGGGUACCCUGCUGUCUUGCCGUCCCUCCAGCCUUCCCUGGAAGCAUCUUGGUUUCAGCCCCCUUUCCCCUCUCAGAGACUGCUUUGAUCUCGUGUGGACGAGAUAGCCCUGGGGUAGAAAGGACUAGCCUCUACUGAUGCAAAAACAAAAACAAAAGUUUCCUUCUUACAGCACAUGCACUUAAACGAGCUGUACUAUCCUCACACGUGUUUACUACUGCUGGGGCCUUCCUUCAUCCUCUGAGGGCUAUUUUGUACUUCCUGCAGCAAUCAGCUCAGUGACAAAGUUACCACACACGGCUCUCAUCUCCCGUGUACCGGGGUGUGCGGAUACAGACACAGAAAUACAGUGAACACCAUCUGAAUUUCUUAGAAUCUCCUUAGCAACACGCAACAUUUUCUGAUUCCUUCACUCACCUAAACUUCCCUUCUCCUGCCCUCUUCUCCUCUCAUCCCACCUGCUCCCCCCACCCCCCAGGAGAAACCGUGCAGGAGCCCAGGAGGGGCAGGUGAAGUGGAGGAAUUCUUAUUUUCAAGCAGCCGAGAUGGUAGGUACAUUCAGGGGGAACUUCCUUUCUUUUUUCUCUUGGCAUUUUUCAUUGCUAAAAUUGUAACAACCUUCCUCAGAGACAAAAUAUCCUGUAUCCAAAAAACCAACAAACAAAAAAAGCUGCAAGGGUGCAAAGGGCCUGUACCAGAAGGAAAAACACACAGGGAAACUGCUUUUUUUUAAAUCAAGUGUGUAGAGAAUAGUCAUUUUUAAACUAAAUUAGAGAAUUGUGACAAAAUGGCAGUCCUCAAAGGCGUGACAAGUUCAUCUUUCUUUCACCAUAGGGGUUACAGUUCUUUGGCUUGUGCUACUCUGAAAUCAUUUUACUGUUUGUUUUUAUUAUUAUCUUAAGUGCUAAUUAAAAAGAAGAAAUAAAAUUUUAAAAAGACCUGUAGUUUCAUUACCUUUUUGAAUAAUGUCAUACAAAAAAAUGUAUUUGUGUUUUUUUGUGCUGUGAGAAUUGUUGUUUGUAGAUUAAUGAUAUCAUUUUGUUUAGAAUUACGAAAUAGUUUUUAAAUACUGUCCGAGAAAAGCCAAAGUUAAUGCAACCUAGUGGAAACUGUAAGACCAUUUGAGUAUUGUUUGUUUUAUCGAUGCAUUUGGAUUUUGUUGUUUGAUGGAAUUUGAGCCAAAAAAAAAAAAAAAAAAAUACGCAGGCUUUCCUAUUUCUACAACUGAUUGUACUUAUGCAUUUUGUACCAGUGGAACUUUUUAUACUGGAGAUUAAAAAAAUGGAAAUUUUUGUGGCUUACUCUCGUGGGCCCCCUGACAAUGACUGAUUUCAAGUUUGAUUUCUGGUUGACAGAAAGAAAGUUGCUUUUCUUUUGAGAAUUAAAAACUUUGGCUUGAUUUCUUUUUUUCCCUUGGCUUAUAUCUAGCAUUAAGAAUUUUGUCUUAAAAUACAGCGGUAAGUUUCACUUUUUAUUCUGUAUCGUGCAGUUACACAAUAAGGUAAAUUAGAUCUAGAAGUACUCAGUCACUUUAAGUGGAUAAAUGUAUUAGUUAAAACUUUAGAGGUUUGCUUUUUUGCUGUUUAGAUCAAAGUUUUUCUGAUUCUUCUGUCCUCAUUGUGAACAUGACCGUGUAGUUGAAACAGUCAGACUUAUUUUUGUAACGUAUGUUACUGUGUGAUGCGGUUUUUUGCUUCUGUCCCCAAUAUUAAACCAUUUUCCUAAUA
Otolemur garnettii (small-eared galago) is the source of this 6929-nucleotide messenger RNA. It is a transcript of the gene CELF2, whose product is annotated as CUGBP Elav-like family member 2. Bases 173 to 1738 code for a protein of 521 amino acids. Gene Ontology annotation, molecular function: mRNA 3'-UTR binding. The transcript is spliced from 13 exons. Gene Ontology annotation, biological process: regulation of alternative mRNA splicing, via spliceosome; mRNA splice site recognition. The record is from RefSeq and is a predicted model, not a curated record. Lineage: Eukaryota; Metazoa; Chordata; Mammalia; Primates; Galagidae. Gene Ontology annotation, cellular component: ribonucleoprotein complex; nucleus; cytoplasm.